This is a messenger RNA of Ornithodoros turicata, 3154 nucleotides long. RefSeq names its product protein sprouty-like (gene sty). Gene Ontology annotation, cellular component: cytosol; membrane. Gene Ontology annotation, biological process: multicellular organism development; animal organ development; negative regulation of Ras protein signal transduction. NCBI's taxonomy places the organism in Eukaryota, Metazoa, Arthropoda, Arachnida, Ixodida, Argasidae. Bases 446 to 1108 code for a protein of 220 amino acids. The record is from RefSeq and is a predicted model, not a curated record. The transcript has a single exon.
CAUUGGCUGAAAGUGCGCCUUCGAGCAGCGCUCUCUCGCGGUCGUCCCGACUGCCACACAGGCUCUUCCCUCUUCGAAGCCAUUCUUGGAUGGGAUGCGUUCUAUGCAGAAGCGUUAGUUAGGCCUACUGUUUGCCGACAGUUUAGAGUUUACUGCCGCUGGCUGCCUUGUGCGUGUCUCGACAUUGCUCGAAGCCGACCACUUCUCGAAUGCUGUGCGAUGUGCGAAACGACGAAACGUGCUCGAGCGACGCGUUGGCUGCGAAGCGACCUCCGGAGCCAUCUGCCGUUGUGAGUUGAGGCUCUUGGCCUCCCGCCUGCCACUGGCGUCUCUCCGUCGUGUUGCUGCUUGGGGUUCCUUGUGCAGCGAACCUUCCUGUUUCUCAUGUGCCCGCGUCAGUGCCGGUCGUGCCAUGUGAAAGCGAGUGUCUUCGGAGUGCACUGACAUGGCCCAAAAUGGCGGAAGUCGCCAACAAGAAGUCAUAACGCUGGGCCAACCGCGACCGGGCACCGCACGAAGGCAGAAUGAAUACAUUGACACUCCUCUGAGGCCAGCACCGCCGGCAGCCACCAAAGUCUCCCGGCGUGAUGUCGUCGCUGUCACGUCUCAGCCACUGGUCACCAAGAAAGAGAAACCACCAGUGGAACCCGCAGUCGACCUGUCAAACCAUGAGGAUUCCAUCAUUUGCAAGAGAUGCGGCCGGUGCCGAUGUGACGCCUGCCAAAAUCCACGGCCGCUGCCUUCGCGCUGGAUAUGUAACGACAAGGUACAGUGUUCAGCGCACGCUAUGGUGGACUACUGCUCGUGUGUCUGCUGCGUUAAAGGUCUCUUCUACCAUUGGGCAAAGGACUACGACCUGGACACGGACGUGUCUUGUGCGGACAAACCGUGCUCCUGCGGACCCCACCGGCGCUGCUCUCGUUGGUGCUGCCUGGGCGUCCUGAGCUUCGUGUUGCCGUGUUUGUGUUUGUACUGGCCCCUGAGGGGCUGCGUGAGGGCCUGUGAGGCCUGCUACUCGUCGUGUUCGUCUAGGGGAUGCCAGUGUGACCGGACGCCUGAGCGGCCGAGCAAGCGACUCUUAGAACAGCCAUCAGGAUUAUGUGAAUGAAAACCGCUGUGCGUGCUUGUUGUUGCUCCUCCUGUAAAUAGGGCGGUGUUGUUUCGGCGAGGUGGAUGAUGAUCAUGACCUGUGGCAGCGGUUCAUGUAAAACGCGCGAUUAUUCACCUUUUUUUUUUUGUAUAUUUGGUUACGGCAGGAACUUCGACGGGACGAGACGUGAGUUAAAACACCACUCUUUUUUUGUUUUGUAAUAAUAUUCACCAAGGGGGUUGCACGGCGGGCCAUUUUCCGACUCCCUGUUGGCUCUGAUAUCUAUACCUUUCGCCACAAUUCAGUUCCACAGCGAAGUUCUUUUAUUUAUAUUGGGUUUGAGCCGCAAGUGUCCAAAUAGUGGUCAUCCAAAGCAGACGACGGCACUUUCUACGAAGUUGCCAGGCUGCCUGUGGGAAGAUUGGAAAGUGGUCCGUGCAGCGGCCCCUCGGCUUACGAUGUGCGUUCGUUGAGUUGUUUUAACUUCUUUGUACAGUAGAUGUAAAUAAUGCAAUUAAUGUUUCCUUUCACGCUGUCUUUCUCCAAGCAAGAAAUGUCUUCCCAUUUUCCACGACCUGUGGUCAUGUCCGCGACAACGGCAAAGCCGGGGUUGUAGGCUGAGCCUAAAAGUCGUGCAGUUCUUUCGAAAAAAGGGUACUCCAAUAUUUUUUACUUCACGUAGGAAAAGCUCAUCUCAGGGAAGUAGGAAAUAACGCGCAGGAAUAGGUAACCUUUCCAGGAAAUAGCGGGAUAGGCAAAUUUGCGCUGUGCUCUAGGGGGCCAAAUUCGGAGCAGCGUGAUCGUUGUGUACAGCCCUGUUAACUUUCCUGUGGACAGCUUCAGUUGUACUGUUCGUGGUGACUCUUAAGUCAGCAAGGUGUUAAAUGUCUUCCACAAAGUUAACGUGUUCCAAAAGAUGCAUUUCUGCAGACGAAAAUUUUUGUGCUUUCUCCGUGCUGCUCGUUUAUUUUUUGUGUCACAUACAUCAACCUGUCUCACCGUUGGUGAAUUUCGUAAGAAGCAUAUUCCAUUUCAUCGUCAUAGACAUAGUGUUAGUACAAACACCAAAAAGGAGACGUCGAAUCUUGUGGGUACAACACUAACUGCUGUGGUGGUCACUAGAGGGAUAUGUUGGUGGCUGUCGUCUGGGGACAGAGCUCAGGGAAAAGUUCAUAAUAUGUGGACGUUUUGUAAUUGUUUCACUCUGUGUAGGACAUCGUUUGACAAGAAACUCCUAGAAUGGCUUAUUUGCACCACAUAAAUUUGCACAGGCAAACAGCAACGUACAGAGCAGCCACACACUAUUCGUGACAAAAGACUGAACGUUGCAUAAGUAAAGGAACAUUGGGCUUAUCACAUCGUCAAUGAUGUUUCGGACAUGUGUCCUGGUGUUGUUUGUACUGACACUAUGGACUCAAUGGGGUACCCUUUUAUUUUCCUGUUUCUCUAACCCUGAAAGUUCAAAGAAAUGUCACUUUUCUUGUUGAUGUUUGUCUCUCUGCGUUCCUUAAAACCACACAAACCUGUCUUUGUACAAAGUGUAUUUAACAAAUUGCUGUGGCAGCCCCCUUUCUUAUUUCGACUGGGUAAACGUGAGACAAAAAUAGACCGAUCAUUCUCUUAUGUCUGUCUAAACACCAUUGAAUGAUUUAGGGAUGAAAAAUGUGUUAGACAGUGGUGCCCUCUAUGCAGCAGAUGUGGAUUUAUUUGUAAAUAGCCAAGUGAAGUUCACAAUCGGCGUCUGCUUAACCAGCAUUGGACAAACUAUUUAUUUGCUAAAGAUCGAGUCUUGUAAAUGUUGAAUGAAGGGUGGCAACAAGAUGAGGUAUAUAAGUAAAUAGAGAAAUAUAUUAUAUACAAAUAUUUAUAUUUUUUCUGCAAGCAGGGCACUGCAUCCAUGCCCCCCCAUCUCUUUCUUCGAGAAACAUGUUUUUCUUCAGAUGAUGACGAUAUUGUUACUAUUAUUUUUAGAUCCUUUUUUUUAGGAAGUGAAUUGAUUCCGAAGCAAAAUGAAGCAGUCGAAAUAAAGUUCUUAGCCUGGUCAAGAAUUAUGCUUCUGGGUUU